Iphiclides podalirius (scarce swallowtail) is the source of this 690-nucleotide messenger RNA. NCBI's taxonomy places the organism in Eukaryota, Metazoa, Arthropoda, Insecta, Lepidoptera, Papilionidae. The record is from the annotation of a GenBank genome assembly.
AUGACGCAUGUUCGAGUUAACGAAGGGGUAUUGGAAGGCGAAUUAGUAAAUAAUGAAAUUGGCGGCCAAUUUUAUAGUUUUAAAGGAAUUCCAUAUGCGGAAGCACCAGUUGGAGAUCUCAGAUUUAAGGCUCCACGGCCACCGAAGCCAUGGAAAGGUGUGCGUAGCGCUAAAGAGUUUGGACCCAUCUGUCUUCAAUACGAUAUGUUCGUAAACAAAAUAUGCGACGGCAGCGAAGACUGUCUGUACCUCAACAUUUAUAGCCCGAAUAUUAAACCGAAAAACCCUUUGGCGGUAAUGGUCUGGAUCCACGGAGGGGGAUACAUAAGUGGUAGUGGGAACGAUGACUUCUACGGCCCCGAAUUCCUCGUUCGCCACGGGGUCAUUCUUGUUACACUCAAUUAUAGACUUGAAGUCCUAGGUUUUCUCUGUCUAGAUUCCGAAGACGUACCAGAUAUAAAUUCUAAGGCCUAUAACAUGAUCAACAUAGUCACAAAAAUGUGGACGGACUUUGCGAAAUCUGGAAAUCCUACGCCUGAUUUUAAUUCUGAUGAAAAAUGGAUUGCUUACACAACUGAAAACAAAGCAUUCCUGGAAAUUGGUGAAAGAUUGGUCGCACAAUCGGCCCCAGAAAAAGAGGAUAUGCUGUUCUGGGAAACCUUGUUGAAAGAGUAUGAGCAGUAUUUAUGU